Xyrichtys novacula (pearly razorfish) is the source of this 7357-nucleotide messenger RNA. The record is from the annotation of a GenBank genome assembly. NCBI's taxonomy places the organism in Eukaryota, Metazoa, Chordata, Actinopteri, Labriformes, Labridae.
GGGGGCGGAGUUGUACGUGCAGUUCUGUCCUGGACCUAUGAUUGUUUGUAGUUAUCAAGCACAGCAGCGGAGUGAAGGUUUGUCCGGUCAGUAUAAUACCAAAACCUUUACCGUAAACCGCGAGGAUGCUGGCAGAAUAAAUGUAUCGGUCCUGUAACUCACUGUACCGCUGCUGUUCAAGGCUGUAGUUUAUUAGCUUGUGAAAAGGCGAGCUAGCUGUUAGCCAACUCUGCUAGUUAGCGUCAUCCAGCUCAAAGUUAGCUGCUGUGGUCAGAGUGAUGCUCCCAGCAAGUUUAACAGAGCUUGAUUAAGAUGUAGCAGGAAUUUAAGUUGUUUUUUUCGAUCAAUCUGAAAGGUUUUCCGUCGAUCUGAGAGCGGUGCCUAACUGAAUUGUUUCCUCUUUUAAACCAGUAGCUUCCUUUACCUCCCAGUUAUUGUCAGAUUUCUGGUAAACGCCAGAAGGCCUGUGAUUUUGGGGUUUUUUUGUUUGCUUGUGUCCGGGUAUUGCUCACAGAAGGCACGCUGGAUCUUGUCUGAUUGUGUCAGCUUUCGUUCUCACGUCAUUUUAUCUGAUUUUUUUUUGGGACUAAACCAGGUCGCAGACUUGAAUCAGUUGAACUACCUGAAGUUGAAGACAUCUCAGGAACAACAACAACAACAUUGUGGUGAUAUCAGUUCCCCCCUUUUCCAGACCUCUGCUGUCUCUGAGGUAAGGCUGAAAUAAAACUGUUUAUUGACUUGUCUUCUAACCUGAAGAUGAAUAAUAAGAGUGUUGUUUUUUAGUUUCUUUUACUCCUCAUUUGUAUGUGUUGUAAUAUGACUGUAAACAAUCUUACAUGUGAUAGUUAUGGGUGGCCAACAGGGAAGAGCUUUUUCAUGUUUUACACACAAAUAGUCAGCUCAAAAGUUUCAAGCUGUGAGUUAAACCUGUGUUAGAGUAAUCCCAGGCUGCACUGAGCGGCUUGCUCAAUAUGUCACAUGAGAAUUAAGGAAGAUGGACACAGGAUCAUGACACCGCUGACUGGUCCAUCCUCUUAAAAGAGCAUAACAAACAAAGUGUAAAAUUAACUUAGGGUCAAACACACUCUAACACUAACUUAGAAACCCCAUCAAGAGAUGAAUGUUGCCGACCGCUUGCUUCUCUAGUUUUACCAACUUUAGUAACGACCACAAGAUAGCAAUACACAGCAGUCUGAGGAGCCAUCAACAAACCUCAAUCAAAACACCACUCUAUAGCCACAAAUAAUGCUCAGAACAGCACCUAACGUCAGCAACAGUACAUAUAGGGUCCUAGCCAUAGUACUAGCCACCAAACAUCUUUUUAACUUUGACUAAUUCCUUUAACAAAGAGACUAAACACAAGUCACCUACCCUCUUCCAGCAGCCGAUUGUUUGUAGUGAGACCUCGGGCCAGUCCAUUACGGACUAUAACGGGGUGACACAGCUCAAGGAAGAACAUUUAUGAUCAUUACUUCAUGGAAAUGCAAUCAGACAGAGACGCUAAGGCAGAAGAACUACCGCGUCUGCAGAGCAAAAUGAUUAAUAUGGUGAUUAUUACUUCAAGGAAAUGAUAAAGAAAUGAUCAUAAAUGUUCUGAAGUGCAAAAUGAUUAAUUAAUUUAACAUAGUCCAUAAUUACUUAUAUCCUAAUCCUGUAAACUGACUUCGUUUUGUUUCAUCAAUGCAUGAGCUGUUGUUGUUGUUGCUGUUGUUUUAAUGUUGCCGCUGUCACCUGUCUCUCUCUCUCUCACCCUCGUUCUCUACUCUCUCUCCUUCCCUCUAUCUUGUUCUCUUUCUCUCCCCCUGCCCUCCCUCCUCCUCUCUCUCUCUCUCUCUCUCUUUCCCCCUAUCUUUCUGUAUUCUUUCCCAACCCAGCAGCGGCCUGGUGGCUGUCUAGCAUGAGUCUGGUCCUACCUAAUCUACUGUGAUGUCUUUCACUGAUUCUAGGCUGACCGAACAGACCAACGGGAACAAAAAUGUCAGCUGAGAAGAUGGAGACAACAGCGAGCGUGUCCAAUGGAGCAGGGCCAGUGUAUGAGGAAAAAGAGGAAAAACUCAGGUACAUUCGCUGCUGCUUUUCUAACACUUUUGUUUUGAUGUAAGUCUUGCUUGUGAUGGGUCUUGUUGACACACAUAUUUUGACCCCAGCCCUGAGGAUCUGUCUGAGAUGCUGGCAGCGGGGACGAAGGAGGUUCACGAAAAGGCGGAGAACACCCAGUUUGUGAAAGAUUUCCUCAGGGGACGCAUUCGAAAAGAGCUCUUCAAGGUCAGCCUGAAGUGAAGGAAUGUAUUUGUAAUAAUUUACUGAAUGAGUGAGGAAAUGAUAAAAGUAAAUGUGCCUAGGUGAAAGGGCAAAACUUGUCAUUUUCAACUCUGCUUUCUUGUUCCCCCAGCUUGGUGCUGUUGCACUCUAUUACACUUACUCAGCCAUGGAAGAGGAGAUUGAAAAGAACAAAGACCACCCCCACUUUGCCCCUCUAUAUUUCCCCACAGAGCUGCACCGUCAUGAGGCCCUGGGCCGUGACCUUGAGUACUUUUAUGGCCCUGAUUGGCAAAACCAGAUCAAAUGCUCCCAUGCCACCCAGCAGUACGUGGACCGAAUUCAUGAAGUCGGGCAGGAGGACCCGGUGCUGCUGGUGGCCCAUGCCUACACUCGCUACAUGGGGGACCUUUCUGGGGGGCAGGUGUUGAAAAAAGUGGCCCAGAGAGCCUUGAAGCUGCCGCCCACAGGCGAGGGCCUGGAAUUCUAUCAGUUUGAUGCCAUCCAUAGUGCCAAAGCAUUCAAGCAGCUGUACCGCAGCCGGAUGAAUGAACUUGAGCUGGACGUGGAAACAAAGAAGAAGCUGGUGGACGAAGCUGUCAAAGCUUUUCACUUCAACAUGGAGGUGAGAGUCCAGAGAGAAGGAGGGAAGAUGGAGAUAGAGAGAGGAAGAAAUGCAGGAUAAGUUUGGAGACUUCACUGGGUGAUCUGCUGCCUGGUGGUGAAGAUAUGUGGUUGUUUGUUUUAAACAUUUACCUUACAUGCUGUAUAUCUUUAGGUGUUUGAUGAGCUGGAGGAGAUGGGCAAAACCAUCAAGGAGGACGUUUUGGAUGCUGGCAUGCCAGUCCAUGGAGAGAUGGGUGGCGACAUCAGCAAAUGUCCCUACUACACUGCCAAAAUGGGUAUGCUUUUGUUAUUCUUACACUGAGGUCUUGUCCACCCUGAGGGGGACUCUCUUUGGCACAACAACAAACUGACUAAACAUCCUCUUGUUUAUUACCCAGCUGCAAACUGAACAAUCAAACAAGGUAACAGCAGGUAUCAGUCUAAAGACGGUUUUAAAAUGGUUUAUUUGUGCAGUUGACUUUGACGGCUAGCCUAGCACGCUUUUCAUGGCAUUGAGUCACUUACGAUGAGGCCAAACAUUUUCAGUCUUAUAAGAUUUUUUGAAACAGAUGCAGGAACUAUCAGCAGUUUCAUAUAAGGUCCUCUUUUCUGUUGGCUUUCCUGUUUGUUUAAAUUGCGGUGUUGUGCUUUGUGGUUUCUUUGUGUCUGUUUUCUUCAAUUUGGUUGAUGUCUCUUUGACUCAGCUUCAGCGUUUUAACAUUCCUCGUUAAUUCCUCCUCUUUUAUUCCACUUCUUGUCUUCUUUUCUCUGCUGUCAACUGGUCAGCCAUCAACAACAAAUUUAAAGUUUUGUGCUCCCCCUGCAGAUUAUCAAAAUUUUCCAUCUUAUUGUCCACCGAUGCCGUAAAAAAGUCACAUUAAAACCAUGAUAAACAGUGCACUUGAUGUGCUAUAACUCCUUUUAGCUUCUUUAUUUCACAUGUGUGAGGUGUGAUCAGAUUGUUCCUGGUGUUGCUUUCGCUAUUUAGAAUUAAAAACCAUUGUCAAGGGGCUUUGACCAAUCAGAAUCCAGUGUUUAAUACGGCCAGGUGACUAUAAUACAAUUGAUAUAAACUUAAUUAUAAAGCUAUCGUGAUCUUCUUCUUCACAGCUGCAUCAGGUGGAUCAGCGUACGCCUGUCAGCUCGCCAUGGCUGUUCUCCGACACCCUACAGGACAGGUCCUGUUUGCUACAUGGUUUGCUGCUCUGGCCGGAUUGGCAGCUUGGUAUCUGAUGUGAUCCAGCCGUCACUGCGUCACUCUGCUGCUGUAAGAGAAAGAGAGAGAGGGGGAAAGACAUAGGAGAAAGGACAAAGAGACAGAAACGUCCCUCAAACUGUGCACAUAGUCUCAUAGUUUCAUACAAACAUUCUGAAGAACGGGUCCAAAGUUUAUUUUUGACACAGGUUUUACGAUUAAGGGUAACUGACAGGAAGAGAACAACAGAAUUCCAAUGAAACGAUCCAUAGGACCACAUGGAUAUCAGCUCCAUCCAUCCAUUCUUACAUUCAUCCAUCCAUCCACCAUUCAUCCAUCCAUACCAGCCAUCCAGCUUGCCAUUAUUCCACCGGUGCGUUCAGUCAUCCUCCAAAGUCAGACGUUGGAGCUGGAAGCGUUCCAGUUAGAAGUCGAAAACAGAGCUUGAAAGUAGCCCCUGUCAUUUUUAGCAUUGUUAGCUAAACCAAGCAAUAAAAACACACUCUGUGAUAGUUUAUACAUGAAAGCAACAUGACAACAUGUCCGCAGGUAAUACCCGCACAUUACUACCAAUCAUCGGUUAAAUUACGCAAGACAAGACAAAGUUGAGUGCAGCUGUUUAACGGUUAAUGCAGGGCUGCCGUUUUGAGCAGGAAUUCCGACUAAAAGGAGGUGUACCUUUGAGCGUCGGGAUUCCCGACCUCUGAGAUAAAAUUGAACACACCACAAACCCCUCCCCCUUGGUUGUUUGAGUUCUCUACCUCCUACCUCUUUAUUUUUUUUUUCUCAUUGUCACCCAAAACACAAGCAAUGCAUUCCUAUGACAGUUACUGAGUUGAUCUUGUCACUUACCUGCAACGAGUGCGCUGCAGGUACAGAUUCUCACUGCUUCCAUGCAAUGUUGUCAUUUUCACAGAUUUUCCUAAUGCAUGUCAGUAACAAAGUCGCAACCAGCUGCAGGAAGGAUGUCCAUUUUAACAUUCAAAGUUUGUGAAAAGGUUCCCUGAGAUAUGAUAAAUUUUUUAGUGAUUAAGCAAAAAAGGGCAAAAAAAAAAUACUUACAUGCAAUCAAACCAAAAGGUGUUUUUGCUUAAAGACUAAAUCUUAAAUAACUCCCCUAAAUUAACACAGCUCCUCCAUUUUCCGCGGAUCAACUAUAAAUUUGCUCAACCCAUCUAGAUUGAAAAUCGGAGCAUUUAGAGGCGAGACCAUCUAUGUUCAAAUUGUUAAGACAUACUAUGCGCAUGUUAUGCAUGAAUACUACAGCACAGCGUGGUUUUGCAGGGCAGACAGCUGUGUUCAUUUUCAAUGAGGCCUUGGUGUUUUGACACAAAAUCUCUUAAUUUUAACAGCGACAAGACAUAAUGUAUGAGGUGAUAUUAAUGCAAAGUGGUUUCAUGUGAUUUUGAACUCGCCAUGUAACUGUAACAUGAUGUGAAAUACAGCGCAGUGUAGGCCUCAAAUGAUUCCAAAAUCUUUGUCUAUGUAAAACAGGAGUCGGAUGCUUUCUUGUUUUCCUAAAAUAUAGCACACCUACACUUGAGCAAGUGUACGAUUUAUUAAACAUCUUUUAGAUAGUUGUGAAUAUUCCAGAUGUGUAAAUCUUGACCGAUGCAUGUUCAGUGACUUAGAAAUAUGCGUAAAGGCAUCUUAUACUCCUGAAAAAACUGCCUGUCGUUAACCGAAACGUGCAGCUUGACUUUCCCAUGAUCAACGCAGGAGCCUAUAUUAGGACAAAAGUGAGAACUGAGGUAAUGCAGCUGUUUUAAAAGGAAAACGUGUUUUUAUAAUAUUGAUCAUUCGUCCACAUGGAGGCGGAACAAGUCUUGAUAUUGUGGUUUAUCAUGAGCUACUUCAGGUAAGGUAGUGUCUGUUUAGUUUGAUGCUUUAUCCAUUUGUUAUGAUAUCAGUGCGCAUCAUAACUGCAUCAUUUAUCAUACUGCUCUGUACUCAAAACUGUUUCUGCAAGUGUGCAACAACCAUGACAUGGAGGAGAACUUUGUGCUGUGUGUACUGUAUGCAGUGUAAUUGCACUAAUUGAAGUUGAAUAUUUAUCCUAACAUGAUUAUGAAAAAUAAUUAACUUAACUUUACCUUUCCAUGCAUUUUUUCCCCCUUUUUCUUGGGUUUGUUGGACACAAGGUACUGAAGGAAACCUGCAGAGAGCAUCAUGUUAUCCAGGCCCCUUUUGCUUUUUGUAUUUACAUGACACACUCACACAGAAAUUAAAGUGCAGUAUUCCUUUAAUAGACUGUUUCCUGUAGGAUUUACAGCUGCAGUGCGGCUGUUUGACCACAGAUGUGACAGCUGGAGAGAUGAUGUGUUUUGGUUUUAAGAGCCUCAGGGUCGUGUUGCAAUGCAUUGAAUAUUAAAGACGAAAGCAGGAGGUGUCCUAAUAUACUCCUGUCCAUGCAUUGUUCUAUGUUCUUAGUGCCAGUGUGACGUGUGUUUAACCUCUGCAGUGUUUUUGGACAUAUGAAGGGACCCUUACUUGAAUCUUCAAAAGUUCAGACAUCUUUAAACAUCGAUUAAAACUUAAACUCAAGUGAGCGAACGCUUGACUCAUCCACGGUGGUUUCUAAUUGUUUUGCAUUUUCAUUAACUUUGCUCCUAAUCCUUUUGUUUGUGAACGCUGGGAACAGACAUGCUUGCAGUUCCUUUUUUAAAUCGUGUUACCUCUGGAUCACAGGUAAACAAUUUCAUUUCCCAGGAUUAGAGAGGGUUGUUUUGUUGUGUUAAAUGAAGAAAACAAAAGCCUGUUGUCUCGGAGUAAUGAGACAUUUCAUCAGCUGAGGAUGACUUGUUGGUUUUUGGAAUCACUGGAUAAACAAGGAGGAUAUUAAAAUGAGUGUCUGGUUCGUGUAAUCACAUCACAAGCCUUUAAGAAAAGAGUUAUGAUCAUAAGAGCGGAGGAGUCAUAAUUUAACGGUUAUAUAUUCUUAAGUGUGAUGGUGCGCUCUCAAAUCCAUCAUUUUUAUCUGGUUGCUGCAGUUUUGUGCUUGCUGGCAUGGCAUCAGAUCUCUGAGAAACCCAAGUAUCAGGAGUAACUACAUUUUGAUGAACAUUUCAAAUCUCUGGGGUCACCUUGUGAUCUUGAGAUUAUAGUGUCAAAAUAACUGCAAGCAUGGCUAUUCUCUGCACCUUUAUGCUUUCUUUAUCCUACCGGGCGAAGCUUUAUUAGUGACCCUCUAGUCUGCCUUCAUAGUGAAGUGAAAAUGCAGAAAUAUGCUGUGCUGUCUAUUGAAAUUAAUGAUUUUUUUUUUCCUGCUUGUGCUGAAAUAAAGAUAAUUAAUUUGGA